Cajanus cajan (pigeon pea) is the source of this 1475-nucleotide messenger RNA. RefSeq names its product protein trichome birefringence-like 34. Lineage: Eukaryota; Viridiplantae; Streptophyta; Magnoliopsida; Fabales; Fabaceae. Gene Ontology annotation, molecular function: O-acetyltransferase activity. The record is from RefSeq and is a predicted model, not a curated record. Gene Ontology annotation, cellular component: Golgi apparatus.
UUAAAUGGCAAAGGCACAUCAAAUAGUGGAAGGGAGCACUUGGGGAAUCAGAAACAUUUUUCAAUCUCUUGUGGCGAUCUUAACCACUACUCUAGUUGUCACUGCCAUUUAUCUAACACAGGAAGGAGAAGAAUGGUCUCAUGAAGGGAACAAGUUACGUUCACUAUCAAAAUGUGAUUUGUUUUCUGGUAAGUGGAUUUAUGAUAAUGAAUCAUAUCCACUCUAUAAGGAGAAGCAGUGCACGUACAUGUCUGAUCAAUUGGCUUGUGAGAAGUUUGGAAGGAAGGACCUGAGCUACCAGAACUGGAGGUGGAAGCCCCACCAAUGUGACUUGCCCAGGUAUGUGUUUGAGCUUUUGUGGAAUGUGGCUCCUUCUUUGUUAAUAAGGUUCAAUGCCACAGCGUUGCUUGAAAGGCUAAGGAACAAGAGGAUGGUGUUUGUGGGGGAUUCACUCAACAGAGGCCAAUGGGUUUCAAUGGUUUGCCUUGUCGAAUCUUCUGUGCCCCCAACUCUCAAAUCCAUGCGCACUAUUGCAAAUGGCUCACUCAACAUUUUCAAGGCCGAAGAAUACAAUGCAACCAUCGAGUUCUAUUGGGCCCCAUUGUUGGUAGAAUCGAACUCGGAUGAUCCUGUGAACCAUAGAGUAGCAGAACGGACUGUGAGAGUCCAAGCCAUUGAGAAGCAUGCUAGGUACUGGACUGAUGCAGACAUUUUGGUGUUCAACACUUUCCUUUGGUGGAGAAGGCGCGCAAUGAAUGUUUUGUGGGGUUCAUUUGGAGACCCAAAUGGGGUAUUGAAAAAGGUAGGAAUGGUGAGAGUGUAUGAAAUGGCCUUGAGGACAUGGUCAGAUUGGUUGGAAGUUCAUAUUAAUCGUAACAACACCAACUUGUUCUUCGUUUCUAUGUCACCAACCCACCAAAAGGCUCAUGAAUGGGGAGGAGCUAGGGGUGACAAUUGUUACAAAGAAACAGAUCAAAUCACAGAAGAAGGGUAUUGGGGGAAUGGUUCAGUUCCUAGUAUGAUGAGAGUGGUGGAAAAUGUGCUUCAUGAUUUGAAAGGAAGAGGUUUGAACGUUGAAUUGCUUAACAUCACACAGCUUUCAGAGUAUAGGAAAGAAGGGCACCCAUCAAUCUAUAGAAAGCAAUGGGAGCCUCUAACUGAAGAACAGUUAUCAAAUCCAAAAACUUAUGCUGAUUGCAUACAUUGGUGCCUCCCUGGAGUGCCUGAUGCGUGGAAUGAGCUCCUUUAUGCCUAUAUUUUCCACCGAUGACUAACUUUAGACACAAGUUUAAUUGGAAUGUAGUACUUUGCAUGCAAGCCAAGUUGUUUUUCUUUCUGCUUUGUUAUCUUAUUUUUUCUCUUUUUAGUGUGGUGACUGGUGAGGAGAGUUGAAGUGUAAAGAAUGUUGCCUCUCCUAAUCUUUGAAAAGUCAUACACUCUUUUCCUUUUAUUUUAUUUUAUUUGAUUGAUGUCCA